Messenger RNA from Penicillium olsonii, 699 nucleotides. Lineage: Eukaryota; Fungi; Ascomycota; Eurotiomycetes; Eurotiales; Aspergillaceae. The record is from the annotation of a GenBank genome assembly.
AUGGUUAACUUCACCGUCGUCAAUGGGCAGGUUUACACCCCCGGGCUAGCAAUCGUCGAUGCGCCACAGCCCAACACGCCACUGGGAGGAGAUAACCUCCAAGUCGCAAUCGAUGUCUCCGGCAAUGGCCAACUACCAUGGCCAAGCCAGAGCGACUCAUCCACCAAGUUCCACAGUAUAACCCUGUUCUUGACUUCCGAGUCCAAAUCCCACAAUUUCACCAUCUCCAACGGGACAAAACCAGCCUCAAACUCAAGCUACGCCUACCCGGUAUUGGACCUGGAGCCAUCGUCGACCGUCAAGCAUGUGAACUGGAUCUGGCCCGAGUGCCUAGUCGGCGAUGGAUCCGACUCCAAGGAUUCGGCUCGUGGUGCAUACAAUAUCUCCAUGCACCAAGCGUUCCGGUGGAAUGACACCGAUUACUACACUGUUUUUGACCUCCCGAUCUCGGUCACCAACAGUAUUUCUAAGAGCGACGAUCGGGCCGACUGCGAUUUGCUCGAGAAUAAGCUUCUUACAGCUGCGGAGAUUGAGGAGAGCUCAGAUACAUUGCCUGGCCAGCCCUGGGUGGAGGGAGUGAGCACAACGUCCAGUUCGGGGCCUGCUGAGACCGGAACUGGAAAUCAUUGUCAUGCUGGACUCAAGAGAAUCAUGGGCGCUGUCUUUGCCGUGACGGCGGUUUUGAAUUUGUUGGUUUGA